AUGACCAUAACUUCAACUUCCCCAGAACACCCUAACCACCCUCUAUGCUAUCGUGGGCAAUCAAAAGGAGGCCGUGGCCGUGGCGGACGCCCACAAGGAGGCUUCAACGACCGAGAUAACACUGGCCCGGGAAUGCAUCCCCUCCCAAAUAUCUCACAAGUCAUUCCCGGCGCUCCGGUAUCAAUUGUUCUGAAAGUCGACCAGCCCACAGGGAACGAAGUCCAAGGCAUCGUCGCUGAACUCUUGACUCGAGGAGAUCACCCAAGGGGCAUUAAAGUCCGGUUGCAAGAUGGUCGUGUCGGCAGAGUUCAGAGGAUCGUCAGUGAGGAGGCGGCCAAAGCGGGGUCGGAGGGGCUUAGUGGGUUGGGGAGGAAUGGUGAUGUGAGGAUGGGCAUGGAGAUCAAUGCCAGCCUCCAAACGACAUCUGCUCCUGUCGUGACUCGUGUUGGAGGUUUUACUGGAAGACGGUAUGGCGACUUCAGGUUAGAGGAACCAGAUGAGCCACUGAGUACCGGGUUGAGUCUGUCCGACUAUGUGGUCACAACGUCGAAGCGCAGGGGUCGACAAAAGAAGCAGAAUGAUAUGGGUCCAGAUGCUGCAGAGCAAGAGGUCAAUGAAGACGGAAACUCAAUGGCUGCUUCGGACUCGACAACGAUUGUGGCGAAGUGUCCAGUGUGCGGCGAGUUUGAGGGCGAUGAAGUUGCCGUUGCUCAUCAUGUCAACACGCAUUUCGACUGA
This is a messenger RNA of Hyaloscypha bicolor E, 738 nucleotides long. RefSeq lists its product as uncharacterized. The transcript has 2 exons. The record is from RefSeq and is a predicted model, not a curated record. NCBI's taxonomy places the organism in Eukaryota, Fungi, Ascomycota, Leotiomycetes, Helotiales, Hyaloscyphaceae. The coding region runs from base 1 to 738 and encodes 245 amino acids.